CGGACGGACCUCUUUCCCUAUCGCGAACUCCGGGCCGCGCACUCGCCACCAGAGGGCUCUCAAUUAACAAUACCGAAAGCUCAUCAUGGCGGCGAACGACUACUACAACACGUCUUUCUCCCCAUCCUCACACCAGCCCCCACACAAACACACCGACGACCCUUUGCCCCCGGUCCCCACAAACCACUCCACGCAAUCCAUUUCUCCCAUAAAUUCUCCUUUCGAUGACAACAAUCGUUACGAUUACCCCCCUACACACUCCCAGUCGACGCUAGGAGGAUACAACGACACGUCGUACCACGGGGCUUCAGAUCGGCCACCACAUCGCUACGAUUCCCCCAGCCAUAACACUACGGAUCCGUUUGCGGAUCAGAACGCGAUACCGCUGCAGUCGCAAGGGAAAAUGGACGGGAGCCCCACUAGGUACAAUGCGGAUCCGGAGGGGAUCAUGUAUCCACAGGACUACAGGGGACAUGAGAAGAGUAGAAAGAAGAAGAAGGGGUGGUUUAGUGGGAGGGUGACGUGGGUGGUGUAUAUCCUGACGACGGUACAGAUUGCUGUUUUCGUGGGGGAGAUAAUAAAGAAUGCUGUGUUGACAAAGUCACCAAUUGAAAUCCAUCCCCAGUUCAACAUUAUGAUCGGCCCCUCACCCUACGUCCUCAUCAACAUGGGCGCUCGUUACCCUCCCUGCAUGCACAACAUCCGAGACGUAACCGACUUCCAACUGCCCAUCCCCUGGCCUUGUCCCAACCAAACCACCCUCGACAACCAGUGCUCCCUGAAGGAGCUCUGUGGGAUGGGCAGCGGCGUCCCAGACCAAGUCCCCGGAACCGACUUCAAAGACCGCAGCCACGAACCCAACCAAUGGUGGCGCUUCAUCGUUCCCAUCUUCCUGCAUGCCGGACUAAUCCACAUCGGCUUCAACAUGCUCCUCCAAAUGACUCUGGGCCGAGAUAUGGAAAAAGAAAUAGGCAGCCUCCGCUUCGCACUCGUCUACUUCAGCGCCGGCAUCUUCGGCUUCGUGCUCGGUGGGAACUACGCCGCUCCUAACAUCCCCUCGGUCGGAGCUUCAGGCUCGCUAUUCGGCAUCCUGGCCCUCGUCCUGCUCGAUCUACUGUACAACUGGUCCUCGCGCCGCAGUCCGGUUAAAGAUUUACUGUUCCUUCUCCUCGACAUCGCCAUCGCCUUCGUCUUGGGUCUCCUUCCUGGCCUCGACAACUUCAGUCACAUUGGUGGUUUCCUCAUGGGUCUCGUUCUCGGAAUAUGCCUGAUGCACUCCCCACAAGCGCUACGCGAACGCAUCGGCACCGACGAACCGCCCUACUCAACCGUUGACACCACCCCCCUGAACUCGGGCGCCGCGCCAGGGAUCAAGAAGUUUGUGAAGCAGCCAGUGGGCUUUUUCAAGGGUCGGAAACCAUUUUGGUGGGUGUGGUGGUUAGCGAGAGCCGGGGCACUGGUGGCCGUGUUUAUUGGGUUUAUUUUGCUGUUGAAGAAUUUUUAUGAGUGGAGGAAUGAGUGUAAAUGGUGUCAUCAUUUGACGUGUUUGCCCAUCAAAAAUUGGUGCGACAUUGGCAACUUCAACCUCACUGUCACCAACGUCACCAACGAAACCAUACCUUCUAGACUAGCGCGUGAUAUCCUGGCGCCUGUGUCUCUAGGAGCUUUCUAAGCGGAUGAUGUCUUCUUGUAUAAGAAAAUAAAAGCGAGAAAACAGAAGACCAAUUAUUCUGUGUGUUUCAGGGCCACAAAACACCCAUCAAUGAGCUCACUCUGC
Lindgomyces ingoldianus is the source of this 1777-nucleotide messenger RNA. Its product is annotated as rhomboid family membrane protein-like protein. The coding region runs from base 86 to 1672 and encodes 528 amino acids. The transcript is spliced from 3 exons. The record is from RefSeq and is a predicted model, not a curated record. Gene Ontology annotation, biological process: proteolysis. NCBI's taxonomy places the organism in Eukaryota, Fungi, Ascomycota, Dothideomycetes, Pleosporales, Lindgomycetaceae. Gene Ontology annotation, molecular function: serine-type endopeptidase activity. Gene Ontology annotation, cellular component: membrane.